UGUAGUUUGUACUAGGUCCACUACAUUUAUUGAAUCGCAAACUUCAGAAGAAGUUGUGUUGUUCUAGAUUAGAAUAUUAUUUUGAAAGUAUACUUUAUAUAGUACAAAGUUUUUUAAUAUAUAUAAUAAGCGACUUCAAGUUUAGUUGACGUAUAUACAAAACGCAUAAUAUAAAAAAAGGUGAAAAUGGAGGCGUUAGGCGAUAUCCUAUUGCCUUACAAGGAACCUGUCGCGUUAGUGACACGAAUUGUUACAAUGGGUCAGAUGUUCUCUGGCAGCUUCCUGUGUUACGAUAUAUAUAAACAGGGUAACACCAAUGGGAUACCAAUUAUGCCUUUCCUCGGUGGUCUUAUCAUGGGUCUCCUAAACUUGAAGUUCGGUUUUAUCCUCCGCGACGACACAGUGAUUCAAGUUAACUUCUUCGGUUUGACGCUGAGUAUCCUGUACAUUAUGAUAUACUACUUUUACGCCAACAACAAGGGCCAGGUCUGGAUGCAGAUGGGCAUAGCUGGUACGUUCAGUGCUGCUAUGAUCACUUACGCGGAGUUUGAAGAUCCGAAGUUAAUAGAGAACAGAUUUGGAACAGUCAUCACAGUGUUCAUGUUUUAUUUGAUUGCAUCGCCACUGUUAAAUCUGAAACACAUUAUCAGAAACAAGAGUACGGAGGGCAUGCCCUUCCCCAUAAUCUGCUCCGGCACCAUCGUGACCUUCAUGUGGCUGCUCUAUGGAAUCAUUCUAAAGAACAAGUUCCUUGUUCUUCAAAACGUAGUAGCGUUUACUCUGGUCGGAUUCCAGCUGUCACUGUUCGCUAUUUACCCAUCUAAACCAAAGAGCAAGGACAAGACCAAGACGAAAGCGAAGAAGACAAACUAAACUAAAAUAGCUGCGAAAAUAAUCAAAUUAAACAAAUUUAACAUCAAUUUAAAAUCAUACAAAAUCAAUUAGAAAAAGUUUUUUAUAGUUAAAGUUAUAUUUGAUAAAACUGUACGUUAUUACGGUUUAAGAAUUUAUUUCUUAAAAAGAGAGAAAACAAUUCACUUAAAAUAAUAUGAGUAUGACAAAACCACGAUGCGAUAUUACGUGUCGCCUGUGUUAUAGCUAUUAGAUAGCAAUUAAUCUUAUUGUAUUAUUUCGUAAAAAAACUCUACAUUUAGAUAAUCAAUGACAAUCAUGAUAAAUUAUUUCUUAUGUGUGUCAUAUGGUGAUAUCGAUUUCGACAAAAUUGCGAUGAUAAAUCGUCAUUUUUUCAAUUACUGUGAAAUUCUUUCUUGUUAACAAUGUAUAACUGACGCAUAUAGAAAACUUACAACCUAUAAAUUUGUAUAAUGUAUAAAAAGGUCAUAAGCUAUGCAAAUUUUUAUGAACAAAAAUAUAAUUGAUAUAAACAAACAUUCGAUAUUUGAUAAAUAUCUUGUGAAAAUAACGUUGUUAUAUAUUUAAUACUAAAGCUUAAAGCAAAUACAGCUGUUCUCGUUAUACUACCAGUGUAUUUUACUUAUUUAUAAGAAAGAUUAUUUGCUCGAUAAAAUAUUUGAAGACAUAAUGUUUGUUUUUCAUUCCAGUUUUUAUAAUAUUAAUUAUAUAAGUAAGCUCAAAUGAAGUAUUCAUAUAAUUUUAUAUUAUUUUACAAUUAAUAAACAAACUAAAAGUAAUGGUAGUCCCAUGUUGGGCGCCAAAUUAGCUAAAAAUGAAAGAAAUAAAUAGUUGUUUAGUUACAUCUGUUUCGUUCUUUCCAAACGUCAAAUUAAUAUGUAUUAUAUAUGAAAUUAUAUUAUCUAUUUACUUAAAUAUUUGAUGCAUUUAUGUUAAUAAGAUUGCAUUCAAUCAUUUUUCAUUAUAUAUAAUUUUUGAUCAUACAAUGAGUUGCAUUUGUUACGGUACAAAAUGUAAAUAAAUAAACAUUGAGCUAUAUUUUAUGUAUAUUUCCAUUAAACCAAUUACAUAAAUUACAUUUCUUAAAAUAGUUAAUUAUAUAACAUGAUGUUGUAUUUUAAAUAAAUAAUUAUUUUCGAAUGAUAAAUGUAUUUAGAAUGUGACAAUGUUGUAUUUUUUGAAGUUACCAAUUACUUUGUGACUUGUGAUACAUGUGAACAUGUUGUUGUGUAAUUGUGAACUAUUAUUAUAAUUAAAGUGAUUUUUUUACGAG
Molecule: messenger RNA, 2146 nt
Organism: Nymphalis io (European peacock)
Lineage: Eukaryota; Metazoa; Arthropoda; Insecta; Lepidoptera; Nymphalidae
Product: sugar transporter SWEET1
Exons: 5
Coding region: 187-873 (228 amino acids)
Biological process (GO): carbohydrate transport
Cellular component (GO): membrane
Molecular function (GO): sugar transmembrane transporter activity
Source: RefSeq, a predicted model, not a curated record